Quercus lobata is the source of this 685-nucleotide messenger RNA. Its product is annotated as protein RADIALIS-like 2. Gene Ontology annotation, molecular function: DNA-binding transcription factor activity. The transcript is spliced from 2 exons. The coding region runs from base 131 to 385 and encodes 84 amino acids. NCBI's taxonomy places the organism in Eukaryota, Viridiplantae, Streptophyta, Magnoliopsida, Fagales, Fagaceae. The record is from RefSeq and is a predicted model, not a curated record.
AAUCCUCUCUCACUAUCUUUGUGGCCUUUCAAGUUUCAAACAUUUCCUAAUAUUUUCCCUUCUUUUAUCACCUCCUCAAGACCUUAGUUUAUACUCAAUAAACAUCCACUUUAACACCCUAAGCUAAGCAAUGGCAUCCAGUUCAAUGUCCUCCUCUGACUCAUGGACUGCAAAAGAGAACAAGGCCUUUGAGAGGGCUCUUGCUGUGUAUGAUAAGGACACCCCUGACCGUUGGCACAAUGUCGCUAAGGCUGUUGGUGGGAAAACACCAGAAGAAGUGAAAAGGCACUAUGAACUUCUUGUGGAAGAUGUCAAGCAUAUUGAGUCAGGCCGAGUUCCCUUCCCCAAAUACAAGACAACUGGUGGGAGUAGCCAAGCAAAUUAACACCGACGGGGAAAAGAGGAUGAGAAACCUCCAUUGAAGUGUAAUAGCCAUAUCAGCAAGAAUAAGGAUCUAUCAGUCUGCUCUACCUAAGAUUCAACUUUGUUGUAGUAGCUAGCAAGUGUCCUAGUUUAAAGAAUCACAACUAAGUGGUUCUAUGUUCUAUUUCAUGUCUCUUUAGUUCUAGCUUUAUCACCAUAAGCAUAAGGAUGUCUCCAAGGAAGACUCAUUGAAUGUGAGUUUAUUGCCUUCUUCAAUCUGUCACUAUUGUCCAAACUUCUCUGUAAUCAAAUAUAUGUAAUA